UCGGGCGAGCGAGGCGGCCGGGGCCGGGGCCGGGGCCGGGGCCGGGGCAGCGGCGGCCGCGCCGGGCAUGGAGCUCGCAAGCCCGCGCUGAGGCGGGACGCGCCUGCUGGCCGCGAGCGAGAGGCUCUCCGCCGUGCGGCGCGCGGGCUCCGGGCCGGGGCCGGGCAAACUUUUCUUUCUCUUUUGCCCUCUCCGGAGGCGCCUUCUGCGGCGGGCGGACCGACUCCUCGGCGCGGCGGGGCCGGGGCAGGCUGGACGCGGCAUGAUGCGCGCAGUGUGGGAGGCGCUGGCGGCGCUGGCGGCGGUGGCGUGCCUGGUGGGCGCGGUGCGCGGCGGGCCCGGGCUCAGCAUGUUCUCCGGCCAGGCGGCGCAGCCCGACCCCUGCUCGGACGAGAACGGCCACCCGCGCCGCUGCAUCCCCGACUUCGUCAACGCGGCCUUCGGCAAGGACGUGCGCGUGUCCAGCACCUGCGGCCGGCCCCCGGCGCGCUACUGCGUGGUGAGCGAGCGCGGCGAGGAGCGGCUGCGCUCCUGCCACCUUUGCAACGCGUCCGACCCCAAGAAGGCGCACCCGCCCGCCUUCCUGACCGACCUCAACAACCCGCACAACCUGACGUGCUGGCAGUCCGAGAACUACCUGCAGUUCCCGCACAACGUCACGCUCACGCUGUCGCUCGGCAAGAAGUUCGAGGUGACCUACGUGAGCCUGCAGUUCUGCUCGCCGCGGCCCGAGUCCAUGGCCAUCUACAAGUCCAUGGACUACGGGCGCACGUGGGUGCCCUUCCAGUUCUACUCCACGCAGUGCCGCAAGAUGUACAACCGGCCGCACCGCGCGCCCAUCACCAAGCAGAACGAGCAGGAGGCCGUGUGCACCGACUCGCACACCGACAUGCGCCCGCUCUCCGGCGGCCUCAUCGCCUUCAGCACGCUGGACGGGCGGCCCUCGGCGCACGACUUCGACAACUCGCCGGUGCUCCAGGACUGGGUCACGGCCACCGACAUCCGCGUGGCCUUCAGCCGCCUGCACACGUUCGGCGACGAGAACGAGGACGACUCGGAGCUGGCGCGCGACUCGUACUUCUACGCCGUGUCCGACCUGCAGGUGGGCGGCCGCUGCAAGUGCAACGGCCACGCGGCCCGCUGCGUGCGCGACCGCGACGACAGCCUGGUGUGCGACUGCAGGCACAACACGGCCGGCCCGGAAUGCGACCGCUGCAAGCCGUUCCACUACGACCGGCCCUGGCAGCGCGCCACGGCCCGCGAGGCCAACGAGUGCGUGGCCUGUAACUGUAACCUGCACGCCCGGCGCUGCCGCUUCAACACGGAGCUGUACAAGCUGUCGGGGCGCAAGAGCGGGGGCGUCUGCCUCAACUGUCGCCACAACACCGCCGGCCGCCACUGCCACUACUGCAAGGAGGGCUACUACCGCGACAUGGGGAAGCCCGUCACCCACCGGAAGGCCUGCAAAGCCUGUGAUUGCCACCCCGUGGGUGCUGCUGGCAAGACCUGCAACCAGACCACCGGCCAGUGUCCCUGCAAGGACGGCGUGACCGGCAUUACCUGCAACCGUUGUGCCAAAGGCUACCAGCAGAGCCGCUCCCCCAUCGCCCCCUGCAUAAAGAUCCCCGUGGCACCCCCGACCACCGCAGCCAGCAGCGUGGAGGAACCGGAAGACUGCGAUUCCUACUGCAAGGCCUCGAAAGGGAAGCUGAAGAUUAACAUGAAAAAGUACUGCAGGAAGGACUAUGCGGUCCAGAUCCACAUCCUGAAGGCGGAUAAAGCGGGGGACUGGUGGAAGUUCACGGUGAACAUCAUCUCCGUGUACAAGCAGGGCACGAGCCGCAUCCGCCGCGGUGACCAGAGCCUGUGGAUCCGCUCGCGGGACAUCGCCUGCAAGUGUCCCAAAAUCAAGCCCCUCAAGAAGUACCUGCUCCUGGGCAACGCGGAGGACUCGCCCGACCAGAGCGGCAUCGUGGCGGACAAGAGCAGCCUGGUGAUCCAAUGGCGGGACACGUGGGCGCGGCGGCUGCGCAAGUUCCAGCAGCGCGAGAAGAAGGGCAAGUGCAAGAAGGCCUAGCGCGGAGGCAGCGGCGCGCCGGGAGGGCGGGCGGGCGGGGC
Messenger RNA from Felis catus (domestic cat), 2118 nucleotides. RefSeq names its product netrin 1 (gene NTN1). The record is from RefSeq and is a predicted model, not a curated record. The transcript has 7 exons. Gene Ontology annotation, molecular function: protein binding. Lineage: Eukaryota; Metazoa; Chordata; Mammalia; Carnivora; Felidae. Bases 263 to 2077 code for a protein of 604 amino acids.